Xyrauchen texanus (razorback sucker) is the source of this 1233-nucleotide messenger RNA. RefSeq lists its product as uncharacterized. Lineage: Eukaryota; Metazoa; Chordata; Actinopteri; Cypriniformes; Catostomidae. The record is from RefSeq and is a predicted model, not a curated record. The transcript is spliced from 5 exons. The coding region runs from base 1 to 567 and encodes 188 amino acids.
AUGCCAGACACGAGAGUUAUAAAGCCGAAAGUCUUUGAAAUGAAACCUAAAAACCAGAACAGGAAAGCAAGUAUAACUGAAGCAACACCAGCAAGGCGAACCAGAGAUGUUAAUCCCCGAAAACAGAGGGCGUCAAGUUGCUCGAGAUGCACCUAUGGCACCGAAAGCAAACCCAAAGCUACGGAGAUGAAAAGCAAUACAGCAAUGAAGCCAAAAACAUCGGCUAAUUUAAAACCUGCAACAAGUGCGCCGAAAGAACCACCAAAGCCAAACUCAUAUUCUCAUGUCCUUUAUGAAAUUCACAGUCAAAAGGCAUUUACUGUCUUCGCGCCAAACCCAAAGAAAAGACAAGAUAUUCAGCAAAAGGCAGAGGCAGAACUGGCUGCUCUGGAGGACCUGCGCCUGAGUCGGGCUAUGGGUUACAUUUCCAUACCUCCUAGUACUGUGGGUGGAUGCUUAACUCUGGAGGAGGUCAGAGCAAAACAACAACAAGAAAUGCAAAUCAGUAGAAGACAAAAGCAAGUUAAAAAAUGUAUUUUAGAAACUGCUCCAGCAGUGCAAGAAUAAUGAAGUGCAGACAACAGACAAACAUUCUACAUAUAUAGCUUUAUAUAAAAAAGUGCAGCUAAUCACAGUUGAGUUCCUAAUGUGCCCAUAUAUUCUAAAUGUACGGAAACAUUAUACACAAUCUUAUAUUGAGAAAUGCACCUUGGUGUAAAACUUUUUUCUCAUUUCUGUGUAGUGUGUUUGUGUGAUUUGAUGAGAUUAAAAUGCAGAAGGCUAAUUAAUUCAUGGAUUCCCCACAAGUAAUUCAGCAACUGGCUAAUACUGUAAUUAGCUUGUUAUUACAAACAAUCAAAUCAUUUACAGAAUAUAAGGAAUUCAAAUGACAGUGUCAGGACUGUUAUAUUCAGUGCAUUCAAAGCACUAAAAUCUUUCCAAAUGUUCUGAAAACAGUUUAUCUAUGUUUAAUGUCUCUGUCUUCAGUGAUAAAACAAAUUGUGUUAUUACAAUUGCAAUGCACUGUGUAGUAAUAUGAUUUAAUUUGGUCUAUUAUUUCAUGCAAGCGGUCCUCCUGGUGUCAUGUUUUUCCUGUUUCUUAGCAACAAGGAUUUUUCUCUCUUUGUUUUGUCCUUUAUGUAUAUUCUGGGAGCUGUCUGCUUUGAAGGUUCCAAAAAUAUGAACAGGGGUCUUGUUGCCUUGGCAAGGGGAAAGUGACUACAUAACGAGUAG